This is a messenger RNA of Patella vulgata (common limpet), 3561 nucleotides long. RefSeq names its product splicing factor 1. The record is from RefSeq and is a predicted model, not a curated record. Lineage: Eukaryota; Metazoa; Mollusca; Gastropoda; Patellidae. Gene Ontology annotation, biological process: regulation of mRNA splicing, via spliceosome. The transcript is spliced from 13 exons. Gene Ontology annotation, molecular function: zinc ion binding; mRNA binding. Gene Ontology annotation, cellular component: nucleus. Bases 91 to 1911 code for a protein of 606 amino acids.
CCAUUCGUCUUAUAACGUUGAAGGUUUUGCUUUUUUUUAAUUUCCAAAUUAAUUUCAGUAUAAGAUAAGAGAACCCAGUUUAUUGUAAUUAUGAUGAAUUAUUCAUUUGUGACCAGCACUAUAAAAAGAGAGUUGGAGAAUUCUGAUGCAUUAGAUAGUGCAAGUGAACGAAAGCGUAAAAGAAAAAGUCGCUGGAACACAGAUGAUGAUGAUAAAACAAGCAUACCCGGGAUGCCUGCUGCAUUACCAUGUAACUUAUCAACAGAACAACAAAGACAAUAUAUAGUGCACCUACAGAUUGAAGAAAUAUCACGUAAGCUACGUACAGGAGAUUUGGGAAUACCGCCGAAUCCAGAAGCCAGAUCUCCAUCACCAGAGCCAAUCUAUAAUAAUGAAGGAAAGCGGUUGAAUACACGAGAAUAUCGUACACGGAAAAAAUUGGAAGAAGAAAGACAUCGUUUAGUUACAGAAGCGGUAGAUUUAAAUAAAGAAUAUAAACCUCCGGCAGACUAUAAGCCUCUUAUAGUUCGUGUGAAUGAUAAGGUUAUGAUACCCCAAGAUGAACAUCCAGAUAUCAACUUUGUUGGUCUUCUCAUUGGACCACGUGGAAAUACACUUAAGUGUCUAGAAAAGGAGACAGGUGCUAAAAUUAUUAUUCGGGGUAAGGGUUCAGUUAAAGAAGGCAAGAUUGGUCGCAAAGAUGGUCAGCCUCUUCCUGGUGAAGAUGAGCCACUACAUGCAUAUGUCACUGCUAAUAAUCCAGAAAAUGUUAAAAAAGCAGUGGAAAAGAUAAAGACUAUAAUUAAACAAGGUAUUGAUGUACCAGAAGGUCAAAAUGAUCUGAGACGUCAACAAUUACGAGAAUUAGCUUUACUUAAUGGUACUUUACGAGAAAAUGACGGUUUAGCGAAAUUAAAACAACUUCAAGCAGCCCAGAAUAUUAUAACGAACACUAUACUAUGUAGUCUGUGUGGAGGAACUGGUCAUAUAGCACAAGAUUGUAAACAAAAACGACCGGGAGAUACAUUUAGAGGUAUGACGCAGUUACCUGUAACAUCACUAGCUGAUAAAGCUAAAAUGGAUAGCGAGUAUAUGUCACUAAUGGCUGAAUUAGGGGAAGGCCCUCCACCUAAAACAACACAAUCUACGCAAAUGAGAACAUCGAUACAACAGAACUUUAGAACUCCAUUCCAAGCCCCACCUCCUAAUCCUAUGGCUAUGAACCCACCAUGGCAACAGCAGCAGCAACAGCAGCAACAACAACAGCAACAGAUGCCCCCACCCCAGAAUAAUCAACAAAUGAGACAACCAAUAUCAAUGGCUCCAACACGAUUUACGGGUACACCACAGCCCUUGAUGAACGCACAGAUUAACCAAUCACAGAUUCAGUUAAAUAGACCUCCUAAUAUGACUCCCCCUAUUCCCCCACCUCCUAUGGGACAGAAUAACCAGCCACCAUUACCACCAUGGCAACAACAACAGCCCCAGAUGGGAAUGCAAAAUGUACCAACAUCUCAGAUGAUAGGAGUUCCACCACCCCCACCCCCAACAAUGAUAACAGCCCCACCCCCUCCACCACCUUCAACUCAAGCCCAGAAUUCAAUGGCAAACAUGCCAUGGCUUCAGAAUCAAGUGUCUGGAGUUCCACCACCACCGCCAACCACCAACACAAGUAGAUGGGGAGCUCAGAUGCCAGCAGCACCCCCUCCUCCACCCCCAUCAGCUUUACCUCCAUGGCAACAAAAUGCAGUGCAAAAUACAAUGAAUGCCCCACCCCCACCUCCAACUACUAGUCAACAGAUGACUUAUAGCCCAGUGCCCCCUCCACCCCCACCAAACAGUUUUAACACUAUGGCAGGAAUGAACCCUAUGAUGGUAGCCCCACCCCCUCCACCUCCACCACCAAGUUAAAACACAAUUUUUACAUUUUAAUAUAUUAAAGAUGCAAUAUGUAAGAUUUAGAUAAAGAGCUGACCAUUCAUGCUAUAAUAGUUCCAAAAUAGCUCAUUUCAUUCAAAUAACUUUAUUCUGAGUGACGUUAUCACUGUUUGACAAGAUGUGGCAUAGAUUUUUUAUUAGCAUUGUAACGUUGGUUAAUCGUGACUCAGCCUCACUUCUCCGUUCUUAAAUUAAAUCAUUAAAUGGUGAUCGUAUUUCAAUCCAUUUACAUCUCGGCCAUCCGAUGAUAUGGAGAGUUGAUUAUGGGCUUGUCAUGUGAAUAAAUGUCUAAAUAAUAAUUUAUAUAACAUUUAAAGCCAAACUCUUACAUAAGGCAUCUUUAAGGAAAAUUAUAAACCAUUUCAUGUAAAUUGAUAAAAUGUAUAAAAUUUAAUUUUGUGUGAUAUUGAAUAAGAUUUUGUUUGAUCUUUGAAAGUUUGUGAAUGAUAAAAAAUUGUAUUUCAUGGGCAGUAAUAUUGCAAAAUAGUAAUCUUUGAGAGGCAUUGAGUAACUAAUAAACUAUAACACAUACUUAACGUUAACAAGCUUGAUACAGUUUAUUGCAAAAUAAAAUUGUUCAUUAAAUUAUGAUUCAUUCAUAUCUUAAUAUACAUCUCUAUAUUAUUCCAAUCUACAUUUUGAAAAUAUUAUACAUUGACUAAAGAUCUCAUAUACAUGUUAAUGUUAUACAUUUUUUUAUACUCUUCUCCAUAUUAGUAUAUUUACAGUUGUGUAGCCAGAGUUAUGUGCCCAUAAAGCCUCAGAAAAGAAAGUGAGAUAUUGAGUUAGCGACUUCUAGAUUGUAGCAUUAUAUUGUUUGAAUUGUUGGCUAAUUUCUAUUUUAAAAUAUGCAUUUAUUCAACAUGUUUUUUUUAAAUCUAGUUAAGCUAAACAUAUAUCACCAUUACCAAUUGAUGGCCAAUAUUUUGGGUUAAUUUUAGUGGUGGGACUCUGUUCUGUAUUUUUGUACAUAGUUUGUAGGUUCAAAUGAAGGACAUUUACUUAUAUAACAGUGUGUAAAAUACCCUCAUGUGUGUGUUUUAGAUCAUAAGGUCUGUCACUGGGUCAGGUGGUGUUCUUUUGAUAUUCUGAUAAGGAGUAGUAUCAUCUGUCCAACCUUGUAUAUGUUGAGUAUCUGUCCGAGAGUAUAAGAUAGCCAAGUCGGGCUAAAAUAACAUUAUAUUUAUAUAUGCUUUUUUGGUUUAUAUCAUUGUAUAUAUUCAUAUUCCAUAUUAAAUAUACAUCAUUAAAUAUGAAUUAGUAGCGGACAAAGCCUUUCACACAAACUAAUAGUAAAUCUGAAAUAGUGCACAAAGUGACAAUAAUUAACUCGGCUGUAAAGACCAGUUUUAGGCAGUUAUACAUGUGUGCUUGCCAAAAGGAGAACUCCCCUUUGAUUUGCUACUAACAUAUAUUUAUGUAUAUGCCUACUGUUAUUCAAUCAUUUACAUUUCAUGAAAUAAAUGUUGUAUUUUAAUUCUUUGUAUAUACAAUAUUUCAUUCUUAUCACGGUAAUGGUUAUUCUCUAGAUUCAGACAUUUUAAUUGUAAAUUCAACAUUAAGUGCUAUAGAUAAAUGUAAAAUCUGAAUCGAGUUUAGAAAAUAAAACUCUUACACGUAUGU